AUGGCGGCGGUCUUGUCUGCGUCGGCCAAUGCAGCAAGCUGUCAGAUCUCAGCUUACUCCUGCCUCGCCUCGAACUCUGCGGCUUCUGCAUACUGCACAUCAGCACUCGGCGUUGCAACAGAAGGAGUAGUAACCGUUCUGGACGUUAUUUCGAGAACAACUACCCUCACAGAUGUUCCUACCAGCACGAUCACCAUCACCUCGACUGACUUGAUUGUCUCCAAGACUACCUCGACGACGUUCACGACAUCUUCCGCUAAGGCGAGUAAACGACGUAGAGGAACAGAACCAUGUGACACAGCCGAAGACAUACUGUCUGGAUUGGACAAGUCAGAGCUGUCAGAGGCAUGCUCUUGUAUCGGAGCAUUGCCGUCCAGCGAAGCCAGUCUCCUUCCUGCGGAGCCAUCGACCACGACACUGACUGGCGAAGUAUGGUUCACCGUGGUCCCUGAAGUCACGACUUCAAUCACGCAGACUAUAACGACCACAUCUAUCUCAACAGUCAAGAAGCCAAAGCCUUCUUUCACUCAAGUCUGGGGACCUAAAGUUGGCUGUGAUGAUGUUGGCAUGAAGUCUACACAAACCUUCAUGCUCUCAACGCUCAACGAGUCUCAAGUCACGGACAUCUGCAAAGGCACCUGCAUCAAAAAACCAGAUUGCAUGUUUUUGAUGGUGCAGUCGAUUUAUCCAGCGAACCACUUUUGGAACUGUUACUACAACGACCACACGUUCAAUGAGAAGAAGGAUCUCAAUUGCAGCAAAGACACGUCGAUCUGGGGUACGGCCAAAGGUUACAAUGUCAUCGGGCGAGGUUGA
This is a messenger RNA of Aureobasidium namibiae CBS 147.97, 816 nucleotides long. RefSeq lists its product as uncharacterized. The record is from RefSeq and is a predicted model, not a curated record. The transcript is spliced from 3 exons. NCBI's taxonomy places the organism in Eukaryota, Fungi, Ascomycota, Dothideomycetes, Dothideales, Saccotheciaceae. The coding region runs from base 1 to 816 and encodes 271 amino acids.